This is a messenger RNA of Musca domestica (house fly), 1667 nucleotides long. Its product is annotated as zinc finger protein 652-B-like. Gene Ontology annotation, cellular component: nucleus. The transcript is spliced from 3 exons. The coding region runs from base 159 to 1559 and encodes 466 amino acids. The record is from RefSeq and is a predicted model, not a curated record. Lineage: Eukaryota; Metazoa; Arthropoda; Insecta; Diptera; Muscidae. Gene Ontology annotation, molecular function: zinc ion binding.
UGAUUUCUCGUGCACACGAGAGGUUUGUGUUAGCUAAGGCAUCGCACCAGUUUUCUAACAACAGCGAACCAGUCUGCUUGUGUCUUUUCUGUGUGUAAAACUGUUUGUGAAAAAUACGGAAGAUUGGUGCAAUUGUUGUAAUCUGAAUAAUUUUGAUAAUGGCCGGCACGAAUACAUGCCGUCUAUGUCGCACUCCGUGCAGUGAAUGUAUCCGGUUGUGCGAUGCCGGUGGCAAGACAAAUGAAAUAUACAGUAUUACUGUGAAAUUCUUUCAUCCAAUGUUUUUGGAAAUCGACAAGGAAACCACAAAAGUCAUUGGCGUUUUGUGUAUGCAAUGUUGGCAUCACAUAUCGGGAUUCAAUAACUUCCAACAGACGGUUCUUCUGCUACACGCCAAUCUUCAUACGGUCGCAGAGAGUGCUAUAUCCCGAGGUCAGAUACAACCUACGGGGGGAACAUCGAAAGAUGGUGGGGAACAACUAGACAUUACAGCCGAUUCGGAAUUAAAAAUUAAAGAUGUGUCGGACACAAUUGUAAUACCUGAUGAUGAUGCAGAAGUUGAAGAUCGCAAAGAGGUGCCAACAACAAGUAGCUGCGGCCAAUUGACCGUGACAGAUCACACAGUGGAAUUCCAACUAAAUUCGAAUGCCACCACAAGGGCACAACCUGAAAUCAUACUGCCUUCUACGUAUGAUGAGCGGAUGCCACCUUUCCAAAUUGGGAACGCAAUGCACAUCGAUGAAGAGUUUUCCGACCAGGAGGGCGAUAUUUUCAUUGUCGAUGAACUAAAUGAUGACAUUGAAGUCUCAAGCAGUUCAAAUGACGAUUUGCUGGAAAUGAGCAGUGCACAAUAUUCAUCGAAUGCGGCUAGCGAAAUGAUUUAUCCAGCCAGCAGAAAGAACCGAAAAUCGCCAAAGGAGAUCGAUGAGAUUAUUGCCAAAUGGAGACCACUCUUGAAGUGCGAAGGUUGUCCCGAAUCGUUUCCCACAUUUACACAACUAAAAACGCAUUUCCUUGCCCAGCAUCCAAAUCAGGAGUUCUACAUGCUGUGCUGCGGACGCAAACUUAAAUAUCGUUUUCGAGUCGAGGAGCAUGCCAUCAUUCACAUGAACCCGAAGGCGUUCAAGUGUCAGCUUUGUGGCAAAUGUUUCACAACAAGAUUUACUUUAAUUGCCCACAUUGGCCAACUGCAUCCUGGGGCAAAGUUAGGCCCGUCGGACAACGAUGAUUCGCCAUUCAAGUGUUCCCAAUGUGGAUUUAAUUGUGGCGAUGAGGCAACUCUGCUGGAACAUUCUUCGCUUCACACAGACGAGCAAACAUUUCACUGCCAGUUUUGUAAUAAAUCUUUUAAACGACAAACGGCCCUGUUCAAACACUCAAGACUCUAUCAUUCGGAUAAAGACAAUGGCAGCAAUCCGCCGCUCUAUUUUAAACAGUGUAAAUUGUGUCCGAAGGCUUUUACCUAUCGUACCGGCUUGUAUCACCAUGUAAGGAAAUAUCAUCCGGUUGCAUUUGAAAAUCGACGGAAAAGAAGAGUUCCGAACAGGGAUACACCAUAAAGAGAGAGAGACUGAUGAUGUUGAUUCUAUUACAUUUCAUUGGGAGAAUUUAUAAAAAUAAGCAUAGCAUUAUUUAUGUAUUUAAGCUAGUUUUUAAUAAGAAAUUUG